GGGUUGCCAUGGCGAUUUCUCCAUCUGGUAUAAACCCGGCAGUUGGCUCAAAACUCUCUCCUGGUUCUCCAGAGGCUCUUACACUAGCCAACUGGAUCUGCUGCAGUUAUAGUUAUUAUUUGGGGGCAGAGUUGCUGAGAUUUGAUUCUCUCAUUGGUGAGUCAGUGCUUAAACAUUUGUGGCAUCAUCAGGAUGCCAUUUUGUGCUAUUCUUUGAAGUCGGUGCCGGUGUUUAUCUUUGCAAACCAGGCUGGCCUUGACAUGUUGGAAACAACUUUGGUGGCUUUACAAGACAUCACAUGGGUAUUUAGAGGAAGGUAAUUCAUUAAGUAUGCAAAAUUGUAACAA
Arachis ipaensis is the source of this 347-nucleotide messenger RNA. Lineage: Eukaryota; Viridiplantae; Streptophyta; Magnoliopsida; Fabales; Fabaceae. The record is from RefSeq and is a predicted model, not a curated record.